Molecule: messenger RNA, 2219 nt
Organism: Anguilla rostrata (American eel)
Lineage: Eukaryota; Metazoa; Chordata; Actinopteri; Anguilliformes; Anguillidae
Product: neuroblastoma suppressor of tumorigenicity 1-like
Exons: 4
Coding region: 664-1254 (196 amino acids)
Biological process (GO): animal organ morphogenesis
Molecular function (GO): BMP binding; receptor ligand activity
Source: RefSeq, a predicted model, not a curated record
AAAAAAAUAGGCUAGGGAUGAAAUGAACAGGGGAUAUAAAGGGAGAAAAGAAAUAAGCAAUUAGGAAAUUGAACAUCAAAGAAUGGUAAGGUCUAGCAAUAUGCCAAAGAUAAUUCUGCGAAAUGAUUCUGAAUUGUGUUUUCUCGGUUUCGCCGCGCUGUUGGCAGUGGCGAGACCAUGCCAGCACGCAAAUUUCUGUACCUGAAGUUCACUGAUUAGAAAAGAGAACUUCGCGUUCUUCCUAUGCCAAGAUUCGGUCUUGCUUUGGAGCGCACCAGUUUCUUUUAUUUAGCCUAGUUUUUCUCCUCAUUUAGACGCUCUGAAGCUCAGCGGGACCUCAGCCCAGCGUCGCCGCGCCUGUCGAGAUAGUGAGGAGAGAACAGAAUUGUGGAGGCUGUCAAGUUCAAGAGAGCGAUAAAUUUUUUAAAUAAACCGAGAAAAAAAAUCUCCCGACGGUGCCGUUUUGCUUGCAACUGACAGGAGAAAAUAUGUAUCCGUGUUUUUCUUUUGCAGGCGAAACACAGAUAGACCAAGACACUGAAAAGGAGCGGUAAAGACGGCGCGAGGGGAGGAAUAGCCAGAGGGAGAGGAGAGAGGUUCUUGGGUGCGCGGUUAUUUCUUCAGAUCGCUAAUUUUCUGCUUUUGUGUUCGCGGGUUGCAGCCAUGUGGAAGUGGGCCGUGAUUGGCUGGAUCCUGCUGAAGCUGUGCGUGGCGGCUCCUCCUCUGCACAUCGAUCGCCUGGCGCUGUUCCCCGAUAAGAGCGCUUGGUGCGAGGCCAAGAACAUCACUCAGAUCAUCGGGCACACCGGCUGCCAGCCCCACUCCAUACAGAACAGGGCAUGUCUGGGGCAGUGUUUCAGCUACAGUGUGCCCAACACCUUCCCUCAGCUGACCGAGUCCCUGGUGCACUGCGACUCCUGCAUGCCCGUGCAGAUGCAGUGGGAGGUGAUAACACUGGAGUGCCCGGGCAACAAAGAGAUGCCCUACGUGGACAAGCUGGUGGAGCGCAUCCUCCAGUGCAGCUGCCAGUCCUGCGACAAGGAGGCGGGCCAGCAGGGGGCGCUGCUGCAGCUCUUUCCCUCCAACGCCACGCCGGAGCCGCCCGCCAGGGGCAACGAGGGCCGCACCCACGGCCGUCCUGGCGCGCACGCCCAACACCCUCACGCACAUGCCCAGCACGCUAAUGUGCAUGCCCAACACGCUCACGCGCACCCAGACUCGCACCCACACCCGCACAAGCCUGCGGGGGGAUAGUGACAGCAGGAAGGGGGGCAUAGCUUCUUCUUCCAUCUCUGUUCUAUUUCUGUAUUCCGAUCCACUUUUCUCCAUCUAAAAAAGCCCCCGUUGUAUUCCUCGCCUGGAACCAAGCUCUUUUCUUCCACUUGCGAUUUUGCACAACCGAAACACUUUUUGGAACCGCGGUUAAGGGCUCCAUGCACUGGAGAACUUCACCCAGACUAGCCCAAAAUAAGGAACCGCAUUUUGGGCCCAGAUUUUCCCAAAUUUUUAAACAGGAUCAAAAUGAUCCAUAUUCAAAUAAUCCACUCCUGCAAUCUGGGAUCAUUUCAGUGAUUUUCAUCUGGUUCUUAAAAAGACUUGGUAAAUUUGGUAAAUAUAAACAAGGUGACAAAAUCUGGAUCUACAAUGCUUUUAUUACAGAUCUGUUGAGCAUGAUCUGCAAACAGAAUUAAUUUCCCUGAACACAUUAAAAUGGCUUUGUUUUCAUUCCAAAGGGGGGAAAAAAACAUUUAAAAAUAAAAUUAAAGAUAAUGUUUAAAAAGAAAAAAUUUACACAGAAAAAGAACCGAAAUAUAGUGGAAUGUUUUUUUAAGUCAGUGUUCUAGAACUAGAACAUUGCUUUCAGUUACCAGUAGUGAUUGUUACACCAGCAUUAGAAUGUUCAGUUAAGAACAUUCUCAUCACAUAUUGGCAAUUUCACACCGUAAGGGGUCGAGGAGCAUGUGCACGUCAUCGUCUGUUUGCUGAAGUAGGCUAAUGUUGAUUUCACUUGUUCCUCUACUAGACAGGUUUGAAUUAGCUGAACCUUAUUGUCUGUGGAAGAUGUGCAAUUAUAGAUACCAUUGUAAUGCAUUACUGUGAGUGCUCAUGAGUGCUCAAGCUUUAUUUUGCGACGAUCACUUUCCUUUUAAACUUUUUGUUGCUGUUGUUCGGUGUUGCUUUAUCUUCAAUGUAAUAAAUAAAAAAUUAUAUUUUCCUUA